Messenger RNA from Galeopterus variegatus (Sunda flying lemur), 2400 nucleotides. RefSeq names its product radical S-adenosyl methionine domain containing 1 (gene RSAD1). The record is from RefSeq and is a predicted model, not a curated record. Gene Ontology annotation, molecular function: coproporphyrinogen oxidase activity; 4 iron, 4 sulfur cluster binding. Lineage: Eukaryota; Metazoa; Chordata; Mammalia; Dermoptera; Cynocephalidae. The transcript is spliced from 9 exons. Bases 2 to 1330 code for a protein of 442 amino acids. Gene Ontology annotation, cellular component: cytoplasm. Gene Ontology annotation, biological process: porphyrin-containing compound biosynthetic process.
CAUGGCUGUCCCUGGGGCCCGGGCCCGCGGCUGGGCGGCAGCGGCCAAGGCGGCCCAGAGGCGCCCCCGUGUGGAGGACGCGGGAGCACCCCCGAGUCCCGAGCUGGCGAGUCGGCGCGCGGCCCUUUACGUGCACUGGCCGUACUGCGAGAAGCGCUGCAGUUACUGCAACUUCAACAAGUACAUCCCCCGCGGCGUGCAGGAGGCCGCUAUGCGGAACUGUCUGGUGACUGAGGCUCAGACGCUGCUGCAGCUCAGCGGGGUGCGGCGGGUGGAGUCUGUGUUCUUUGGUGGGGGGACCCCCAGUCUGGCCAGUCCCCAUACAGUGGCUGCUGUCCUGGAGGCGGUGGCCCGGACAGCCCACCUGCCUGCAGACUCGGAAGUCACACUGGAGGCUAAUCCCACUUCAGCCUCAGGCUCCAGGCUGGCAGCAUUCGGCGCAGCGGGGGUGAACAGGUUGUCCAUUGGCCUCCAGUCCCUAGAUGACAGUGAGCUCCAGCUGCUGGGACGGACACACUCGGCUAAUGAUGCUCUGCGGACCCUGGCAGAGGCCCGGCGCCUCUUCCCUGGGCGCGUGUCUGUGGACCUGAUGCUGGGACUGCCGGCACAGAGGGUGGGACCGUGGAUCGGGCAGCUGCAGGAACUGCUGCACCACUGUGACGACCACCUCUCCCUUUACCAGCUGUCCCUGGAACGGGGCACCACACUCUUCACCCAGGUGCGGCAGGGUGCUCUUCCUGCCCCUGACCCGGAGCUCGCUGCUGAGAUGUACCAAAAGGGUCGGGCAGUCCUUCGGGAGGCUGGCUUCCGCCAGUAUGAGGUUUCCAACUUUGCCCGGAAUGGGGCACUGAGUACCCACAAUUGGACUUAUUGGCAGUGCGGUCAGUACCUUGGUGUUGGGCCUGGGGCCCAUGGGCGAUUUAUGCUCCAGGGAACAGGGAGCCACACCCGGGAAGCUCGGAUCCAGACACUGGAGCCUGACAACUGGAUGAAGGAGGUCAUGCUCUCUGGUCACGGCACCCGGAAGCGCGUCCCUCUGGGCAAGCUGGAGCUGCUAGAGGAAGUUUUGGCCAUGGGGCUACGUACCGAUGUGGGGAUCACUCACCAGCAUUGGCAGCAGUUUGAGCCCCAGCUGACCUUGAACGAUGUGUUUGGAGCAAGCGAGGAGGUGAAGUUGCUACUAGAGCAGGGCCUAUUGCUGCUGGAUGACAGGGGUCUCCGGUGUUCCUGGGAGGGUCUGGCUGUGCUGGACUCUCUGUUGCUGACCCUCCUGCCUCGACUUCAAGAGGCCUGGCAGCAGGGAACUCCCUCCCCUGUGCCAGGAGGAUGACCAGAUGUUCCUGUAUCCCAGGGCAAUGCCAGGUGGGCUUUGAGGGCUGGGCCAGCACUGCAGACAUCUCUGCUGGUGGAUGCUGUCUCUGCUCCGGGUGGUCAUUGCCCGGCCCUGGCAUCGCCAGGGGAAUGGUGGCAGUGAGGUGAAUGGGAGUACAUUUCUGGUCUGGGAACUGGCCUCCCAUCCAGCAUCUCAGGAUUCAGACCAGCGUGUGCUCUGUGGCUGGGAUUGCUCACCAUGCACAUGAGCUACUGUUUGCCUUUUUUGGUACCAAUUUAGGAACGGUGUUUGGAAGGGAAUCACCUCCCCAAGAGAAGCCUUCCUCACUCUGCAGUGAGGUCCUGAGACAGCUGUAUGAGUCAGGAAAACCAAAUCCCCUCUAGGUUUUAAGCAGGAAGGGAUUUAAUAUAGGAAUGAGAUAUUUACAAAACCAUUGAAAGGGGUGACAGAGUGAAAGUUGGAGAAAGCCACCACCAACUCUCAGGAAAUCAGAAAGUUGCGGAGGCACAGGAAACUCCUGCUGCCAGCAGCACAAAAGCAGAUGAUUUACAGGAAAAUGCCCAGAAGAUGCUGCAAAACCUUGCUUGCUGUUUUGCCAAAGUCCACAAGUCUGUGCACCACUGCUAGAGGAGUGAUGGUUUCUGCUAGUGCCUCUCAGUGCACCCUAAUGCAGAUCCCAGCUGCCAGGAGAUUCUGAGCAAUAUAGUUCUCAGGCUUCCAGCCUCUGCAAUACAGGAGAGAACACAGAAAGACUGAUGAACGCUGGUGGAGCUACGUCUGUACCCAGCACAGCGGCCUGCUGGACUCUGAGAACAGUGAGAAAGACAGAGCAAGCUUCGCCCCUUCUCUUCUGGCAAUCAGGAUAUGUUUGGGGUGGCAGGAGCCACACAGACUUUCCUGAGUUCCUUCUACCUGUGAGUGAGGUGGGUGGAGCUAACCAGGGAAUGGGGAGGGGAGAAGAAUUCAGGAAAGACCCAGAGCAUUUGUAUUUCCCCUUUGUCCUUUUAUCUGCAGAAAUGGUCACAUGGUUCUAUUUAAAUAGCCUAAUAAACCCAUCUGGAGCUUUC